AUGUCAGAGAGUGAAAGACGUCAUGUUGAAUUGGAGAGUACGCGCUUGACCAAAAAUAUGUCUUUGACGCUCAUCCUGAGAAGCAUCGUAUGGCUAGCCCUUCACGGUGCUGUAUUUGGGGAGAAACAGACAUGGGAGAAGGAUUUGUCGUCUCAGAUGAAGAUUGAGGUUAGUACGGAUGGGUUUGAUAGCAUCCGAGUCGAUUGCUCGAAAGACUCCAUGGAAGUAACUGUGUUGAUGGAAGAAGACUUCGACGGCGUUUUGUAUACAAGAGGAAACUUCUAUGAUCAAACGGAUUCUUGCUUCUUGGACGCAAGUGGUGGACGAAAAUUUGAACUUUCUUUGCCAUUCCGAAAGUGUGCCUUUAAAAAGGAAAAUGAAACUUACACCGCGACAUUGGUGGUUCAGCAUGAUGAUUUCCUCAUUUUCCCUGGGGAUCUUGCGUUUGAGCUUCGCUGUGAUAUGAAUCCGCAAGAGUUCGUGGUUUCUGGGAAACUUUCAGGACCUGAAGAGGUACCAAAGGAAACGUCUACCUCCAUGCCCAGUGCCAGUAUUGGGCUUGCAAAUCCGGACCCUGCUGGGGCUUCUUUGCCAAAACACCAGAAGUCAACUAUUAGCAGCAAAGAUGGUGUUGCAAUUUUCACCCCCGGUGAUGUUCGUCCACGGAAGAAAGUAAAACUAGAAAAACAAAUUGAUACGGUGAAAGGAGAAGGAAAAGUUUUCAUGGAAAAGCUGGAACUUUGACAUAAAUGAAUUGACAUUUUUGUAAAAAGUGUACA
Messenger RNA from Notodromas monacha, 779 nucleotides. Lineage: Eukaryota; Metazoa; Arthropoda; Ostracoda; Podocopida; Cyprididae. The record is from the annotation of a GenBank genome assembly.